Molecule: messenger RNA, 1644 nt
Organism: Cucurbita pepo subsp. pepo (vegetable marrow)
Lineage: Eukaryota; Viridiplantae; Streptophyta; Magnoliopsida; Cucurbitales; Cucurbitaceae
Product: protein TRIGALACTOSYLDIACYLGLYCEROL 2, chloroplastic
Cellular component (GO): chloroplast inner membrane
Molecular function (GO): lipid carrier activity; phospholipid binding
Source: RefSeq, a predicted model, not a curated record
UUUUUGAGCGUCGAAGCUUCUUCCUUCCCAAUCUUCGGUAAUGGUGGCGUUCAAACAGUUCUUUUCUACGCCAUUUUCACCUUUUUUUGGGUUUCCAUUACUGGUUGAAAUUGUUGACCCAAUAUCAUCAAUCGAAUAGCUACAAUCUCGAGUUAUAGGCUGUUUUCUAAAUUUUGUUUCACUGUUGCUGUUGUGCAAAAAUGGUGGUAGAUACUCAUGUGCAGGUUGCAAAAUUUUCUGUGGCCUUACCCUCGUCCUUGGUUACACUCCCACAUAGAUCUUCAAAUAGGUUGUCUUAUCAUCUCCCAUUGGGUCUAAAAACAAAAGUAAAAAAGAUAAGGUCCUCAUCUGCUGAUGCAGGACAUAGUGUGCCUCCCUCAUCUUCAGAAAGAAGGAAUCCACUUGCCAUUUUUCUUGAUGUUCCUCGUACUGUAUGGAGGCAAACAUUGCGUCCAUUGAGUAAUUUUGGGUUCGGUCAAAGGAGCAUAUGGGAAGGUGGGGUUGGGUUAUUUCUUGUGUCAGGUGCUAUCCUUCUCACACUCAGUUUGGCUUGGUUGAGAGGCUUUCAACUGCGGUCUAAAUUUAGAAAAUACUUGGCUGUCUUUGAGUUUGCUCAGGCCUGUGGUAUUUCUACUGGAACUCCCGUAAGAAUUAGAGGGGUUACUGUUGGCAAUGUCAUUCGUAUUAACCCUUCCUUGAGAUGUAUUGAAACUGUUGUUGAGGUUGAAGAUGAUAAGAUAAUUGUACCACGUAAUUCAUUGGUUGAAGUAAACCAGUCUGGUCUUCUUAUGGAGACAGUGAUUGACAUUACUCCUCGCAAUCCUAUUCCAGUGCCUUCAGCGGGACCACUUGACUCUGAAUGUAUCAAAGAAGGUUUAAUAUUAUGCGAUAAACAGAAAAUGAAGGGGCAUCAAGGGGUAAGUUUGGAUGAAUUAGUUGGAAUAUUCACUCGGCUUGGGCGCGAAGCGGAGGAAAUAGGGCUUUCCAAUACAUUUGCAUUAGCUCAACGAGUUGCUUUGGUUAUUGAAGAAGCAAAGCCUUUGCUUUUAAAGAUUCAAGCCAUGGCUGAAGAUGUUCAACCUUUUCUCGCUGAGCUUCGUGACAGUGGUCUUCUAAAGGAGGUUGAAAAUUUAACUAAAAGUUUGUCACAUGCCACAGAAGAUUUAAGAAGCGUGCAUGCGUCCAUUAUGACUCCCGAAAACACAGCACUGCUUCAAAAGUCCAUUUAUACGCUAAUUCUUACUCUGAAGAACAUAGAGAGUUUGAGCUCAGAACUUCUUGGGUUCACUGGCGAUGAGGCUACAAAACGGAAUUUAAAAGUGCUGAUCAAGUCUCUCAGCAGGCUGCUAUGAAACAAAGAUGUGAUCCAAAUGGGAUUGUAUGAACUUGGUAUUAGAGAACAUUGUAUCAUCAUCUCAAUCUUUUCAUAUUGCGAGCGCAAAGCCGAAGUGGCUCGACGUAGUUUCAUAACUGUUAUGGUUUCGGCUUCAGCAGGGUGGGGAGGGAGGGAGUCAGGCUCAGGCAUAGGCAAAAUUUUUGAGAUAUUUGUGUAUGUUCUUAGGUAGUAGCCCUGCUUUAACAGAAGGAAACUGUUGGUUCUUAUAACACAUAUUGGUCCAUUUCUUUCAAGGCUUCUUUCUAGUA